UUUCCCCCCCGCAAUGGAGCGUGACGUGACGGCCCCAGAGGCACACAGGCGUGAUCCGGACAGCCGUGGCCAACCUUGACCGUGAGACCCAGGACCGCUACGAGGUGGUGAUCCGAGCCACAGAUAUGGCUGGGCAGCAGGGCGGUCUUUCCGGCUCCACUACAGUGACCAUCGUCAUCACGGAUGUGAACGACAACCCCCCUCGCUUCCCACAGAAGAUGUACCAGUUCAGCAUUGUGGAGACGGCUCCUGUGGGCUCGCUGGUUGGCAGGGUGAAGGCGGAAGACUCGGACGUGGGCGAGAACACGGACAUGACCUACCAGGCCAAGGACGAGGGAGGCCUGGGAGCCUUCCGGGUGACCACUGACAGCCAGUCCCAGGAAGCUCUGCUCUCUGUGCAGAAGGCCCUGGACUUUGAAGCCCAGCCAGUGCACACUCUGGUGGUGGAAGCCCUGAACAAGUAUGCGGACCCUCGCUUUGCCGACUUGGGCACCUUCCGGGACCAGGCCAUCGUCCGGGUGUCUGUGCUGAAUGUGGACGAGCCGCCAGAGUUCCAGCCCCCCCAUGGACUGAUGGAGGUGCAGGAGGACGCGCUCGUGGGCUCCGUGGUGGGCGCGGUCACUGCCCUGGACCCAGACGCAGCUAACAAUCCCAUCCGGUAUGCCAUCGACCGGACCUCCGACCUGGAACACAUCUUUGACAUCGACCCCGAGACGGGCACCAUUGUGACAGGCAAGCUGCUGGACCGGGAGACGGCCGGUUGGCACAACAUCACCAUCCUGGCCAUGGAGGCAGACAAUCAGAGGAAAGUGUCCAGGACGUCCCUCCAGAUCCGCAUCCUGGAUGUGAACGACAACCCACCUGAACUUGCCACUCCUUUUGAGGCUGCUGUGUGUGAGGAUGCCCAGCCAGGAGAGCUUAUCCACACAAUCAGCGUUGUGGAUCGAGACGAGCCCCAAAGUGGCCACCACUUUUAUUUCACGCUGGCCCCAGAGGCUUCGGGCAGCCGUCACUUCUCUCUGCUGGACAUCACGGACAACACAGCUGCGGUGCGGACCCAGCGCCUGGGCUUCAACCGGAGGGAGCAGGACCUCUUCCUGUUGCCCAUUCUGGUGGUGGACAGCGGACCCCCGGCUCUGAGCAGCACGGGGACCCUCACCAUUCGUGUCUGCGGCUGCGACAGUUCGGGGACCAUCCAGUCCUGCAACGCCACAGCCUACGCCAUGGCCGCCUCGCUCAGCCCCGGGGCGCUCAUCGCCUUGCUGGUCUGUGCCCUCAUUCUGGUGGUGCUGGUGCUGCUCAUCCUGACCCUCAAGCGCCACCAGAAGGGGCAUUUGGCCUCCGAGGAGGACGAGGACAUGCGGGACAACGUGAUCAAGUACAACGACGAGGGGGGCGGGGAGCAGGACACGGAAGCCUACGACAUGUCGGCCCUGCGCAGCCUCUACGACUUCAGCGAAAGCAAAGGGGGCGGCGAGGGGGGGCCGGGCCUGCCCUCAGAACUCCGAUCCCUGCCGCAGUGGGGCCAGGCCCCCGACCUGGACUUCUCCCUGUUCAGAGACUACAUCAGCAGGAAGGUGGGGCUGGCGGACGAGGACCCCUCGGUGCCCCCCUACGACUCCUUCCAGACCUACGCCUUCGAAGGGGCGGACUCCCCUCUCACCUCCUUCAGCUCCAUCAACUCCCGCUCCACGGGCUCCGAGCAGGACUUCUCCUAUCUCAACAGCUGGGGGCCCCGCUUCCGGCAGCUGGCGGCUCUCUACGCUGGGCGCCGUGGCGAGGAGGACGCAGCAGAGUCCUAAUCCCCGGCCAGCGGAGAGCCCAUCGAGCCCCCUGGAGGCAAUGCCAGAAGGACUGUGGCUCUGUGAGGCCACUGCAUGGGCGGGCACUGCCCAGAUGAGCCAUGGGUCUUGGCCAGAAGACGGGGCGGGGGGGGGAAGAGAGGCAGGGGGGCUUGGCGCCACAGACUG
Messenger RNA from Eublepharis macularius, 1970 nucleotides. It is a transcript of the gene CDH22, whose product is annotated as cadherin 22. The record is from RefSeq and is a predicted model, not a curated record. The transcript has 9 exons. Gene Ontology annotation, cellular component: plasma membrane; adherens junction; catenin complex. Gene Ontology annotation, biological process: adherens junction organization; homophilic cell-cell adhesion; cell morphogenesis. Gene Ontology annotation, molecular function: cadherin binding; calcium ion binding. Bases 126 to 1802 code for a protein of 558 amino acids. NCBI's taxonomy places the organism in Eukaryota, Metazoa, Chordata, Lepidosauria, Squamata, Eublepharidae.